AUGCAAGACAUAGAAUCUCUCUUAUAUAAACGGCAAGAAAUAUCACCGAUGGCACCAAGAAUUCCAAAGGGCCCUGAAAGAUUCUCUCGAUAUUAUACAAUAAAAUUUGGUUCAGAAGAUGAAAGUAUUUCUAUCACUAAAAGUGGAAGAAAUCUCCAUAGAUCACUUAAGCAUGUUGAUCCUAUAGUAAGCUCCUAUGCAACUUCUCCAAAAUCAUAUAGAAUUAAAACUCCUUUCGUAAAAAAAUCCAUUGAAGAAGCAGAAAUUAAGUUUUCCCCAUUAAAUAGCAAGCAAAGUGUUAUUUUCAUAAAUAGAUGCUAUUUUCUCUUCUAAAUUAUAUUUUUUAUAAAUGAUUUAUUUAAUUUUCAAAUUAAUCUAAUAUAAUGAUAAAAUUCAAUAAUCCUUCUAUUGUUUUAUUUAAUUUUUUCAAAUUGCUAUAAAUUUUAAAUUUACAUAAAAAUAUUCAAUAAAAAACUUAUAAAUUAUACCCAAUUAAUCACAACAAAAAAUUUUUCAUUCUUAAAUGUGGCGUUAAGCCACCUGAUGAUUCCAAGACUAAUAUUUAUCGACAAAGAGGAAGAAGCAUAAAAUCAUCAAAAGCCAGACGCUCCACAGUUCAGCCUGAAAAAGAAGAAAACACAGCUAAUUUAAGAAAUUUAUCAAAUAUCAUCAAUGGGAUGAAAGAUAUGCUAGGAAAUAUGCCUAAUAUUUCUCAGAUUUUGCAUAAAUCUAAGGAUAUCUCAUCUAGAGCUAUAAAAAGCACAAAGAAGGCACGAAGAUCAGUCGCUCAACUAAAUGACUCACAUGACUCUUAUAAUAAUAAGUCACUUCAUGGGUCUGGCAAACUAUCCACAUCAUUUGUAAAUUCAAAAUUAAGCAAAAAGAUUAUGCAGAACCUCAAGUCAAGAUACUCCACUCAGAAGCCAAGAAGAAAAAAAUCUCCUAGCUCUCGAUCCGGGUCAAAAGGAAAAGCUUCUGUCGAUGUAGAAGCUCUACAGAACUAUUUUCUUGAUUUUCAUGCAAAAUCAAAAAUGUUGCUGGGGAACUUGGAACGAAAUGUCCUAGGUGAAAAUAAUAUUUGUAAGUAA
Molecule: messenger RNA, 1088 nt
Organism: Blepharisma stoltei
Lineage: Eukaryota; Ciliophora; Heterotrichea; Heterotrichida; Blepharismidae
Source: the annotation of a GenBank genome assembly